AAUCGGGCGGAAGUACUGUUGUUAAAGGAGGUUGUUGCAUUCUGAUGUUGCUAACCAUAACCACUAUGUCUUCCUUAGAAAUUCAAAACGAAAGAGGGGGUCUUGGAGAAAACACAUCGGGAGCGAAAAGAAAAAAUUCUCUAUCAACUUGUGGCGUAUGUGGAGCAGAUGAGGCCAAGUAUAAAUGCCCAGCCUGUGUGAAACAGUCCUGCAGCUUUUUGUGUGUUAGAAAACACAAAGAAGAAUCUGGAUGCAGUGGAUUUAGGGCCAAGACUGCGUUUGUGGCCCUCUCCAAGUUUGACGAGAUGAACCUUCUUAAUGACUACCGGUUCCUGGAGGAUACAACACGUUUGGCUGGAAGCUCCUCCAGAGACAACCCUGAUCCGCACACCUCACAUGACUUUUAAAGCCAAGAAGCUGACCGCCUGCGCCAGGAAAAUGAACAUAACUCUGAAGUUCCUCCCCGUGGCCUUCACGAAGAGCAGGGACAACUCAACUAUGUUUUUGACCAAAGAGAAACGCUUUCUUUGGCACCUGGAGCUCAUCUUUCCCCAGAGCAAUACACGGUUCAGUGAGAGGAGGGUUUCUGAUGGGCAAACUAUCCAGCAGAUCCUAACUUCAUAUGUACAUCCUUCAAAGUCAGACCCCGUCAAACGCCAAAAAUUGAAGAUGUAUGCACAAACCACAUUCGAUGAAACAAAGGUCUUCAUGAAGGUGGAGGGAGAACAAGCUAACUCUCUUAGGUACCAUGAGCUGGACCUGGGGGAAAAGCCUUCGGGACCACUUGAGCUACAAAAUGCUCAUAUAAUAUCCAGUGCUUCACAUAGUGCUCCGGAGUAAUUUCCAGGACUACCCACGGAAAGGAUCAGCUAAAACCAUGUCAGACUGCAGUCGAUUGGCGACAGAGAAGGACCACGGGACCAACAAGGUGGCCAAAGCUUUGCUGUCCUUGCGCCAGUCAGGAUUUGAUUGCCAGUCCGGUUAAACAGGUAGUUACAGAUGAAAUCAAACCCCCAUGGAAGAAACGGGCCAAGAGGGAAGUCGGGGAAGGCAAGGAUCUGGAGGAAGGAGAGCUCACAGAGAGCAGUGAAGAUGGGGGUGAGCAAGGAGAAGAGAGGGAUGGAAGAAAUAUUGAAGACAUACGAAAGAUAAAAGCCUAGUUCAAACGUGCUUGAAUGUUGCAACUUGCUGAUGACAGGAUGGGUCCUGUUAAUACUGUAUAUAAUGCAGAGAAUAGCGAUCAGUCUUACUGAUGUCAUCUUUACUGUAUAGGACAUGGCGUAGCAAGCUCAGGAAUCUUCUUUUUGAAUAAGUGUGUUGAUAAUGGAAGUCUGUGGGUCAGAAUGAUUAGCAUAGUUAAUAUUAAUUUGUAUUAAAAUGCUGCAAGAGAACUGCUAAAAGGGCCAUGCUUGCCUUAAUAAGCGUGAACAUAAAGUUCUUCAUAUAAUUGAUAGGAUGGUGAAACUAAAAUGUCCUGCCUUGUGUUAUGGAAAUAUGUUUAUAUAAUUUCUUAUUUUUUUGCAUUAUAUCUUAAAGUGUUCAUUGUAUUCUUGUUUUGCCAUUUAGAAAAAUUAACUGUUUUAUUAGGACGGAAGGUGAUAAUCUUUUUCCGAAAUAUUGCAAGGAAACACAAUACAGGACCAUACACUGUUUUUAUUUGACCUUUAUUCAUCCAGGUAGGUCCCAUUGAGAUAUAAUAUCUCGUCUUCAAGGUAGUCCUGGCCAAGAUAGCCGACAGUACAGUUACAGUACAGAGAUGACAUAGGCCACAGGCCACAGACAGACUGAAAAGCAAAGCAUGAGCAAACAAAAAGCACAGCAAGAAGACAAGUACAGUUUAGGUACAGAGAGGACAGACAACAAGCAAGAAUACAUUUAAAAGUCUGUUUCUAGUCUUGGAAAAAGCUAGAAACAGUGACACUGUUCGAUUAAAGUUGAUUUUAAGAAGAGAUUUUUAAUAACAUCUAUGGAGGGUAAUGACUUCAGAUUUAUUAUGUUCUGAAAGUAAUUCCAGGCGUAUUCUGUACGUAUUCUGUAAUUCUGUACGUCUAGCUGGGAUGUUUAGGAGCAAUUUGUUUACCGACCUAGUACUGGUGUGGCGUGUAAAGUUUACAGACUACAAAUGUAGGGUGGAAGUUUACCAACCAAUGCUUUAGCAAUAAAAAUCAUGGCUUUUCCUCCUGAGUGACCGGUGAAGUCAAUUUGACCAUUUCAUAUAAUUUGCAGUGGUGUGUGUUUUGUUUUUUGCUUUAGUAUCUGUCACAAAUGUAAAGCUGCAUGAUACACUACAUCCAACUUAAAAAAAAAAAAAAAAAAAAAAAAAAAAAAA
Gadus morhua (Atlantic cod) is the source of this 2329-nucleotide messenger RNA. RefSeq names its product zinc finger HIT-type containing 6 (gene znhit6). Gene Ontology annotation, cellular component: pre-snoRNP complex; nucleus. Gene Ontology annotation, biological process: snoRNA localization; box C/D snoRNP assembly; maturation of LSU-rRNA from tricistronic rRNA transcript (SSU-rRNA, 5.8S rRNA, LSU-rRNA). The record is from RefSeq and is a predicted model, not a curated record. The coding region runs from base 319 to 840 and encodes 173 amino acids. The transcript is spliced from 10 exons. NCBI's taxonomy places the organism in Eukaryota, Metazoa, Chordata, Actinopteri, Gadiformes, Gadidae.